GUUAACCCCUCCUACAAGCUGGCCCAUACAUCAAGGCAGCUCCCUAGCUCCAUCCAUCCCCAACAUAUUACCAUCGCGCAACAGUAUUGGAAGACCAAGAGAAGGAUCCCCUGUAGCUGCACUGCAGCUACCUAAGCUAAGCUCCCUCCCAGCUCCUUCAUCCCUAGCACGACACGGCUACACUUGUUACCCUAGCUAGCCAGGAGUACGUGUGUAUAGCGCGCACUCUCCGACGGCUAUGAGCGAGCAAGUGAGCGACCUUCCUGCCGAGACCCCGGCGGACGGCGCCGCGGAAAUCGUCUCCUUCUCGCAGCUCCCCUUCGUGCGGCCCAAGCCACCGUCCGCGGCAGCGGCGGCAGAGGCUCCCGGCGGGCCGUCGAGCCCCACGUCGUCGUCCAUCCGUCUCUUCGGCUUCGACUUUCCCCCAGACGUCGGCGGGACCGCCGCGUCGUCCUCCGUCACCACCAACGGCGACGCUGCGGCCAACCAUGGCGACCCGGGCCAGGCGGCGUCGGGUACUGCAAGUGGCGCCGGGCGCAAGUUCGAGUGCCACUACUGCUGCCGCAACUUCCCGACGUCGCAGGCGCUGGGGGGCCACCAGAACGCGCACAAGCGGGAGCGGCAGCACGCCAAGCGCGCGCAGUUCCAGAGCGCCAUGGCCAUGCAGCACGUCCACCACGGCCACUACUCGGCGUACCCCGCCUUUGCCGGCGCCGGAGGCUACCACCACCGCUUCGUCGCCGCGCCGGCCCCGCCGCACAUGGGCGGCAACGGACGCUACGAGCCGCCGCCGCACUACCCUUCGUGGUCGUCGGCCAACCACCUCGCGCCUCCCAUGGUGCCGGCCAGCAGGUACUACGGCGGCCCUGGCUCCGUGUCCGAGCCGAUCAACGGCAGCCCGGUGCCGGCGUCCGCGCUCUGGCGGCUCCCGGGCGCUGUCAACGUGGCCGCAGGAGCGGCACCAGUGCCACCGCCGCAGCAAGAACGGCCAGCUCUUGUUGCCAGACGUGAUGAGAUGGCGGCGGCGUGGGGAUCAAGAAGAGGAGUCACCCAAGCUGCAGGCUCCGCAUCGUCGGCAUCAUCGGCGUCCUCAUCGUCGCAGCACGAAGCGCGGCACGGGGCGGGAGACGCUGCCGAGAAGAGAGCCAACGUGAGCUUGGACCUGACCUUGUAGUUCUCUCCACCAAGGAACGAUUACGGGGUGCAUGCGCCGGCGGUUAAUUAAUUAUUAGUGGCCUGGUACGUUCGUGCAGAUCGAUCGAGAAGAUUUAAUUCUUUUUUCCCUAGUUCGUGAAUUUGUUUAGCUCAGUGGAGACGGAUCGAUCGAUGGAGAUUCUUUUUUCUUCGGUGCCCAUUUUUGCAGUCCUUUCUCUCUCGUCGCUGCAGCAGCGCACAUCCGUACGUGCAGCUUCUCUGAUGUCUCAUCGCUUUAGAUUGCUUUGUAAGAAAACAAAGGGGGAAUAAAUGGAACAAACCUUGGGGCAACAGGGCAUGAAAAGGAAAGAGAUCGUGUCAUUUUGUUUUAA
This is a messenger RNA of Brachypodium distachyon (stiff brome), 1526 nucleotides long. Its product is annotated as zinc finger protein 8. Gene Ontology annotation, biological process: trichome morphogenesis; trichome differentiation; response to gibberellin. Gene Ontology annotation, molecular function: DNA-binding transcription factor activity. Lineage: Eukaryota; Viridiplantae; Streptophyta; Magnoliopsida; Poales; Poaceae. The transcript has a single exon. The record is from RefSeq and is a predicted model, not a curated record. The coding region runs from base 239 to 1174 and encodes 311 amino acids.